AUGUUGCCCCCAAUUUGGAACAUAGUGUUUCUCGUGUUUCUACCGCUCGUGUUGGGCACCUCCGAUUCCAUUCUUCUGGAAGGCGAGAAACAAUCUGGCUCAUACUUGACAGAUAUCCUAGAGAAGAAAAUCGAUUCGAGUCGUGUGAUCUUCGACGACGAGAAGAAACGCAAAGAGGGCAGCUUCGCUCGUAACAGGGGACAGCUGGGAUUUAACGAACGUAAGCAGGACGAGAAACGAUACGAUAAGCAAGAUACGGCGCAGAAGGGCUACGACAAGGGGAGGCAUAGUUUGGGCGAGUCCGAGGCCAUCGAUCAGGGAAGAAAUUCUUUCGGGCGACACGGGAAUGGAUAUUACAAGAAAGGGCAUCACAGGACCGGUUUCAGCAACAACUACCAUAAGGACGAGUCGGGAAAUAACUCGAGCUUUUACGAGGACAGCGACGACGAGGGGGGCCAUAGGUCGUCGGGGAACGGCGGCGUUUAUUAUGGGCAAAAAUCACGGGACUCGUUCAGGGACGGUGCUCGCGAUGCCUCCUAUAAUGAACGAGACCGAGCGGAGCAGGGAUCGUAUGACAAUAGGCAGGAUUACCAUGAUUAUCGCGAUCAUAGCGGAGGAUACCACGAUGAUCGAUACAAAGACGACAGAAGAAACUACUUCCAAGAUGAGGCGGGACGAUAUUUUGAUCGAAAUGGAAAAGAUAUUCAUUAUCAUAGAGAGAAACUGUAUCCAACUAUUCGUCGUAAUAACAAUUAUGUGCCAUCAUUUGGGCAUUCCCGUCAUAAUGUAGACUCAUUAUCCAGGGAAUAUUACAAAGACGAUUCUUACGAUGAUCCUUAUUCGAGAAGUUAUCGAUAUUUUCCGAAUGGACGAACGGAUUAUGAUUAUGAACUAUAUUAUCCUUACAGGGGACAUUACGAUAGAAAUCAUCGUGGCGAUUUCUAUGAUAAUGAAUACCUAGAUAAAUAUAGAAAUGGUUUCAGCAACGGGUAUUAUAGAGUUUGA
This is a messenger RNA of Dufourea novaeangliae, 1005 nucleotides long. RefSeq lists its product as uncharacterized. The record is from RefSeq and is a predicted model, not a curated record. The transcript has 3 exons. Bases 1 to 1005 code for a protein of 334 amino acids. NCBI's taxonomy places the organism in Eukaryota, Metazoa, Arthropoda, Insecta, Hymenoptera, Halictidae.